Molecule: messenger RNA, 999 nt
Organism: Naegleria fowleri
Lineage: Eukaryota; Heterolobosea; Eutetramitea; Acrasida; Naegleriidae
Exons: 1
Coding region: 1-999 (332 amino acids)
Biological process (GO): proteolysis
Molecular function (GO): serine-type endopeptidase activity
Source: RefSeq, a predicted model, not a curated record
AUGUCUUCCACCAAUUCCCGUGUCGUCGACUCGUCUUGCAAUAAGAAUCUUCCAUCUCAUCAUCGGGCGAACCAUCGGAAAUCGUCCAAAACCAUUCUCACCUGUCAGAUAAUGUUCUUUCUUGUGUUUGUUUCGUUGUCAGUGCUGGUUCAAUCCAAGUCCAUGAUUAGUGGUGGAACUCAGGCACAACCACAUCAAUUUCCCUUCUACGGAGGAAUGGCAUUACCGGGUAUUGAUAAAAUUGUUUGCAGUGGAUUUUUCUAUCGAGAAGAUAUUUUCAUUUCUCUCGCAAAUUGUCAAGGAAAUAAUUAUAAGGUGACUGAUUUGUUAAUUUAUGCAGGUUCUAACGAUCGAAGAUGUUGGGAUAACCAAGUUCAUUGUGCUGUAUUUAAUGUAGUUUCGACUGUGACACAUCCUGGAUAUAGUGCCAAAACACUGGCCAAUGAUAUUGGAAUUUAUGUAUUGAAAGAAUCAAUUUUUUCUGUUGUGAAAAAUCGAAGUGAUGUAGUUGUUUCCACAUUGGAUAUUACUAAUGAAUUACCAAAAUUUAAUUCGACUUUUUAUGACUUGAUGGGAUGGGGAAGAUUGAACAUUAGUGCAUCAAGUGGACCUUACAUGCUUCAAACCAUUCCUCAAACCAUUGUUGAAGAUACACUCUGUCUUAAUGCUGAUACGAAUAGAAAAUAUAAUUCAGAAUUGAUGAAAUGUGUGAAUGGAGGAGGACAUGGUGGAUGUUUAGGAGAUGGUGGAAGUCCAUUAGUCUUUAAAAACAAUACUCGUUAUGAAGCUGCAGCCAUGUUCAGUUUUUCAUUGGGAAAUACGGAAAAUAUUUGUGAGGAAGGAACUUAUCAUGCCUAUCUCGCUCUUCCAAAAUAUAAGAAAUGGAUUGAUGAAACCAUUGUUUCUCUUAAAAGCGAUGCAGUGACAAGGUUCUCAUUCUUUUCACACAUGAGUGUCUUGUUUUUGAUGCUUCUUGUUGGGUUAAUGAUUUUAAUUUAG